Molecule: messenger RNA, 336 nt
Organism: Amyelois transitella
Lineage: Eukaryota; Metazoa; Arthropoda; Insecta; Lepidoptera; Pyralidae
Gene: Obp3
Exons: 3
Coding region: 16-336 (106 amino acids)
Molecular function (GO): odorant binding
Source: RefSeq, a predicted model, not a curated record
ACAGCCAGAACUUGUAUGGAGAAGACGAACGCUUUGGAGUCAGACCUUGAAUACCUGAGGAAUGACCCGCCUUACCCUGAGAAGACUGCGUGUAUCAUCAAAUGCCUGUUGGAGAAGAUUGGUAUUGUGAAGAAUAACAAGUAUUCUAAACAAGGCUUCGUCACCGCCGUAACACCAUUGGUGUUUAAAAAUAAAAAGAAGAUGGAACAUAUGAAGACGGUGUCCGAAAAUUGCGACAAGGAGGUAAAACACAGCGGCACUGCGGACUGUGAACUCGCAAACGAGAUCGUUACGUGCGUCUAUAAAUAUGCGCCGGAGUUGCAUAUGAAGGCAUGA